GGGAAGCGAGAUCGCCUACUAUAAAGUAGAUCUCCAGCCAGCAGGCUGAACGGAGAGCUUGAACGCUGUUGGACACUGAGCUCCUCGGCCGGAAAAAUAGGGAUCUUUGUGUCUUCCGCUAGUAGUAGUAGUAGUCCUCAAAUCCGACGACAGCAGGGAGCAGCCAUGCCUUUCGGUAACACGCACAACCAGAUGAAGAUGAAAUUCACCUCCGAGCAGGAGUACCCCGACCUCAGCAAACACAACAAUCAUAUGGCCAAGAUCCUGACUCCUGCUAUGUACGAGCGGCUGAGGAGCAAACAGACACCCAGUGGAUUUACUCUGGAUGAUGUCAUUCAGACUGGGGUUGAUAACCCAGGCCACCCCUUCAUCAUGACUGUGGGCUGCGUGGCCGGAGACGAAGAGACAUACGAGGUCUUCAAAGAGCUGCUGGACCCUGUGAUCGAGGACAGACACGGAGGAUACAAACCCACAGACAAGCACAAGACCGACCUCAACCCAGACAACCUGAAGGGCGGCGACGACCUUGACCCCAACUACGUUCUGAGCUCCCGAGUCCGCACAGGCAGGAGCAUCCGUGGCUUCAGCCUGCCACCCCACUGCAGCCGAGGAGAGAGGCGCGCCGUGGAGAAACUGUCCAUUGAAGCUUUGGCCUCCCUGACAGGAGAUCUGAAGGGGAAGUACUACGCCCUGAAGAACAUGACUGAUGCUGAACAGCAGCAGCUAAUCGAUGACCACUUCCUGUUUGACAAACCAGUGUCUCCUCUGCUGCUGGCCUCUGGGAUGGCCCGCGACUGGCCUGACGCCAGGGGCAUCUGGCACAAUGACAACAAGACUUUCCUGGUCUGGGUGAAUGAGGAAGACCACCUGCGUGUAAUCUCCAUGCAGAAGGGCGGCAACAUGAAGGAAGUGUUCCACCGCUUCUGCACUGGCCUCACCAAGAUUGAGAGCCUGUUCAAGGACCGAGGCCAUGCCUUCAUGUGGAAUGAGCACCUGGGCUACGUGCUGACCUGCCCCUCCAACCUGGGCACCGGCCUGCGAGGCGGAGUGCAUGUCAAGCUGCCCAACAUGAGCAAGCACCCCAAAUUUGAGGAGAUUCUCAAAAGGCUCAGGCUGCAGAAGCGUGGAACUGGUGGUGUGGACACAGCUGCUGUUGGCGGUGUGUUUGACAUUUCAAACGCAGACAGACUGGGCUUCUCUGAGGUGGAGCUGGUGCAGAUGGUGGUGGAUGGAGUAAAGCUGCUGGUGGAGAUGGAGAAGAAGCUGGAGAAGGGCCAGUCCAUUGAUGACAUGAUGCCCGCACAGAAGUAAAACUGCUCCCCUGCUCUCCCUCCCCCUCCCCUCCCAUCCCCUCUUUGUGUCUGAAUGAAUGUUUGACUCUGACCUGGAAUGCACUCUGUAUUUAAGAGCACUAAUUCACACGGUUCUUGUUGUAAAGUGAGGGUGGAUCUGACAUUAAAUAAACUGUUCAAUGUGCAAGUCAAA
Messenger RNA from Myripristis murdjan (pinecone soldierfish), 1485 nucleotides. RefSeq names its product creatine kinase, brain a (gene ckba). Lineage: Eukaryota; Metazoa; Chordata; Actinopteri; Holocentriformes; Holocentridae. The transcript has 8 exons. Bases 166 to 1311 code for a protein of 381 amino acids. Gene Ontology annotation, molecular function: creatine kinase activity. The record is from RefSeq and is a predicted model, not a curated record. Gene Ontology annotation, biological process: phosphocreatine biosynthetic process.